Mesoplodon densirostris (Blainville's beaked whale) is the source of this 2523-nucleotide messenger RNA. It is a transcript of the gene ATP6V0A4, whose product is annotated as ATPase H+ transporting V0 subunit a4. Lineage: Eukaryota; Metazoa; Chordata; Mammalia; Artiodactyla; Ziphiidae. Gene Ontology annotation, biological process: proton transmembrane transport; vacuolar acidification. Bases 1 to 2523 code for a protein of 840 amino acids. Gene Ontology annotation, cellular component: plasma membrane; vacuolar proton-transporting V-type ATPase complex; vacuolar proton-transporting V-type ATPase, V0 domain. Gene Ontology annotation, molecular function: proton-transporting ATPase activity, rotational mechanism; ATPase binding. The transcript has 20 exons. The record is from RefSeq and is a predicted model, not a curated record.
AUGGCGUCCGUAUUCCGAAGUGAGGAGAUGUGUUUGUCACAGCUCUUCCUCCAGGUUGAGGCUGCAUAUUGCUGUGUAGCUGAGCUUGGAGAGCUUGGAUUGGUUCAGUUCAAAGAUUUAAAUGUGAAUGAGAGCCGCUUCCAAAGGAAAUUUGUGAAUGAAGUCAGAAGGUGUGAAUCGCUGGAGAGAAUCCUCCGUUUUCUGGAAGAUCAGAUGCAAAAUGAGAUUGAGAUUCAGGUGCCUGAGAAGUCCCCAUCGACCCCUCUCCCACGGGAGAUGAUUACCCUGGAGACUGCUCUAGAAAAACUGGAAGGAGAGUUACAGGAAGCCAAUCAGAACUAUCAGGCUUUGAAGAAAAGCUUCCUAGAACUGACUGAAUUCAAACAUCUCCUGAAGAAAACCCAGGACUUCUUUGAGACGGAAACCAAUUUAGCUGAUGAUUUCUUUAUGGAAGACACUUCUGGUCUCCUGGAGUUAAGACCUACACCUGCAUACAUGAGUGGAAAGCUGGGGUUCACGGCUGGUGUGGUCAACCGGGAGAGGAUGGCUUCCUUUGAAAGGCUGCUGUGGCGAAUUUGCCGAGGAAACAUCUACUUAAAGUUCAGUGAGAUGGACACAGUUCUGGAAGAUCCCGUUACAAGAGAAGAAAUUAAAAAGAAUAUAUUCAUCAUAUUUUAUCAAGGAGAGCAGCUCAGGCAGAAAAUCAAGAAGAUUUGUGAUGGGUUUCGAGCCACCAUAUACCCCUGCCCAGAGCCGGCGUCAGAGCGCAGAGAGAUGCUGGAUGGUGUCAACAUGAGGCUGGAAGAUUUAAUCACUGUCAUAACACAGACAGAGUCUCACCGUCAGCACCUCCUGCAAGAAGCAGCUGCCAACUGGCACUCCUGGGUCAUCAAAGUGCACAAGAUGAAGGCCGUUUACCACAUUCUGAACAUGUGCAACAUCGACGUCACCCAGCAGUGCAUCAUCGCUGAGAUCUGGUUCCCGGUGGCAGACGCUGCGCGCAUCAGGAGGGCACUGGAGCAGGGCAUGGAACUAAGUGGCUCCUCCAUGGUCCCCAUCAUGACAGCAGUGCAAUCUAAAACAGCUCCUCCCACAUUUAACAGGACCAAUAAAUUCACAGCUGGCUUCCAGAAUAUUGUAGAUGCAUAUGGUGUAGGCAGUUACCGGGAGAUGAACCCAGCUCCCUACACCAUCAUCACUUUCCCCUUCCUGUUCGCUGUGAUGUUUGGAGACUGUGGUCACGGAAUUGUGAUGCUACUGGCAGCCCUUUGGAUGGUCCUUAAUGAGAGACGCUUGCUGUCCCAGAAGACCACCAAUGAGAUUUGGAACACCUUCUUCCACGGACGCUACCUGAUCCUCCUCAUGGGCAUCUUCUCCAUCUACACGGGCUUGAUUUACAACGACUGCUUCUCCAAGUCUUUCAACAUCUUUGGCUCUUCUUGGAGCGUCCAACCCAUGUUCAGAAAUGGCACAUGGAAUACACAAGUAAUGGAAACGAAUCCAUAUUUACAGCUGGACCCAGCCGUUCCGGGAGUGUACUCUGGAAAUCCAUACCCUUUUGGGAUUGAUCCGGUUUGGAACUUGGCUUCAAACAAGCUAACAUUCUUGAACUCCUAUAAGAUGAAGAUGUCAGUUAUCCUGGGAAUUGUCCAGAUGGUUUUUGGUGUCAUUCUCAGCCUUUUCAAUCACAUAUUCUUCAGAAACACUCUCAACAUCAUUCUGCAGUUCAUCCCCGAGAUGAUUUUUAUCCUGUGUCUUUUUGGAUACCUGGUCUUCAUGAUCAUUUUCAAAUGGUGUUCCUUCGAUGUAUCUGUGUCCCAGCGAGCGCCGAGCAUCCUCAUCCACUUCAUCAACAUGUUCCUGUUUAACUAUAAUGACCCUUCGAAUGCACCCCUAUACAGACAUCAGCAAGAAGUCCAGAGCUUCUUUGUUAUUAUGGCUUUGAUUUCUGUGCCGUGGAUGCUUCUGAUUAAGCCGUUUAUUCUUAGAGCCAGUCAUCAGAAAUCCCAGCUACAGGCCUCCAGGAUCCAAGAAGAUGCCACCGAGGACAUUGAAGGUGACAACUCCAAUUCUUCCGUGAGCCCUGGUCCCAGGGCUUCUGCAGGUGCCCAUGGGGCUCAGGAUGACCAUGAUGAAGAGUUCAACUUUGGAGACAUCUUUGUGCAUCAGGCCAUCCACACGAUUGAGUACUGCCUGGGCUGCAUUUCCAACACAGCCUCCUACCUCCGGCUCUGGGCCCUCAGCCUGGCGCAUGCACAACUGUCUGAAGUGCUGUGGACCAUGGUGAUGAACAUUGGCCUUCGCGUGCAAGGCUGGGGAGGACUCAUUGGGGUCUUCAUCAUUUUUGCCAUAUUUGCUGUUCUAACGGUAGCCAUCCUUCUGAUCAUGGAGGGCCUCUCGGCUUUCCUGCAUGCCCUGCGGCUGCACUGGGUGGAGUUCCAGAACAAGUUCUACGUCGGGGCUGGUUACAAGUUUUCUCCAUUCUCCUUUAAACAAAUCCUGGAUGGGACAGCUGAGCAGUAG